Messenger RNA from Oikopleura dioica, 228 nucleotides. The record is from the annotation of a GenBank genome assembly. Lineage: Eukaryota; Metazoa; Chordata; Appendicularia; Copelata; Oikopleuridae.
AUGAUGAUCUCGGUGAGCAAACUGCGAAAGAUUUCUGCCGCAAGAAUUUCACAAAUCAACCACGAGCGGCGAUAUCUGAGGUCACUAGCGUUUUCUGUCGGAAUCAGUCUGUUGUUUUUUCUGCCGAAGAUGAUAGUCGGUCUCUGGAUGGUGUUUUGCGCAGAAGAGUGCACCAACUACGUCCCGUCAGGAAACGAGAACCAGGAACUCUUUUUCGCCAAUUAUUAG